AUGUAUCUGGCUAACGAAUUGAAAACAGUAGAAAACGCCGUUAAUAAUAUUGAACAAAAGUCGCUACCAGCGAUCGAAGAGGAACUUCACUAUGGUAAGAUACAAGCAUCGCUACAUAAACUGAUAGACGGAAAACCAAACAUGGAUUAUCUGUCAAAAGAUGAAGCUAGUCAAUUAUACAAUACACUAUUACAACAUGCGCCGAAUUUUUUUAUGCAAUUCGAGCAGCCUCUGUUCUUAACAGCUAAUCGCUUAUUAACAUCUCAAUCGUUUCACUUUGCUAUUAAUAGCAAUAAUACGGGAAAUGGGAACCAAAAAGAAAAUACACAAUCAACGCUCAACGAUAGUAACAUUGAAUUGCAACGAACUGUUCAAGUUAUUGGACGGAAAAAUAUUGUUGAAACGGCUAUAAAAGAAAUACAAUCAGAAGCCAAGAAACUUGAUUUUACUCGUUUCAAAAAUAUUUGUAGAGGCUAUGAGACAAUAUUAAAUUACUUUCCUUUCGUCUACAAUCCUCGAUCGAUUUUCAACGAAAGAGUGGACGAAAUCGACAGAACAGCUUUGACCUAUUUAAAAAAUUAUUGUUCUAAUAUUAAUUAUACUAACGAAAUCAUACCAUUAUAUACAGUAGGUGAUGGUAAUUGUCUAUAUAACUCAAUUGAAUUAUUACAUACUAAGUCAAUAUCAGUACUUGAACUUAGACUUCGAAACAUCAUCGAACUGACAGUAAAUUCGACAAUAUAUAAACAACAAUAUCCACAUUACGAGACAUUGUUUGAAAAACUGGAAGAUUAUGUUAUGAAGGAAAUGGUCAAAAAUUUUUAUGAUUCAUCACCGUGGGACUUAGUGUCAUUACCAUCGGUUGUGAAGUGUGAUAUUCGUCUGAUUUAUCCUAAUAUUGGCGACACAACAGCGGUGGAUUUCAUUUCAAAUUUACCAUUACAUUUUUCACAUCAUUUAAACACAAUAUUCAAGCCAAAACAAAAUGUUUUAUCAAAUGGACAAAUUACUUUGUUAUGGUCUCACAAACUCCUACCGAAAAAACAAAAAACUGGCACUGAAUGGCGUCCAAAUCAUUUUGUACCUGUGGUAAAAAAGUGCAAUUCUUCAAUUCAAAUUGUACCGAAUAUUCUUAAAACAAAAGAAGAACCAAAUGAAUUGAGUAAGAUAAAGUCCUAUAAGGUCGAUCCAAAACUGAAUAAUAAUACAAUUUUGCAAGAAUUAGUUAACUUCAUUAAACGCAUACUCUGUCAAAAGAAUUUAUUAUGUCCAAAUCAUUCGAUAUUAACAGAACUGAAAAAAGCGUUAAGUAGGUUAAAGUUAAGAAAAGGUAUGAAACGAAAAGCACAUCGCUCAUCAACAAGUUUUUGGCCAACAACAAUAAUUCGCAUUAAGUUAGAAACAGAAAAUUUUCUAAAUGGUGAAUUGAAUGGAGAAAUAUUAUCACUAUCAAACACCAUCUCAGAUGAAAAUGAUGUGUAUCAUUUUGUGUGUGUACAACAUCAGGUCCUGUCUCCAUCUACAUGGGCAUUAGAUUUUCUAGAAAUUGAAGAACUGGAUGAACUAAAUUUCAUGGAUUCAGUUAAUGUUGCAACAAGUGAUGAUAGAAACGAAAUAACUGUAUCAUUUCCACUCAGUCGUAUUCGAGUGUUGUACAAGAACAACGCUAAACCGGUUGAGUCAAUGUUAAAAUUAUUUAUUGACACAAUCGAAAUGCAGCUGACUUUGGAUGAACAAAAUAGAUUAGACAAAAAACAACUACAUUGUCGUAUAACUAACCGUUUAAGUGUUAUUGAUGUAUUAUCAGUACAGUCUCAAACAAAAGCCCAACAUAUUACAUUUUCCUGUCCUUUGAAGAAACAUGUCGACUGUCCACCAUUUAACACCCUAUUAAAAAUUCGUCAAUCAUUGUCGAAGUGGAUACCACUAAAAACCACGGAAUACGGCUCGUACUUGAACGUAAACCACGCUGUGGUGAUAUUUACCACAUUAUAUCCAAACGUUUUAACGCAUCUAUCGGAACCAGGAUGGGUAGAUGUUGGUGUCGAGGGUCAAAAGACCAAAUCGUUGAUACCACUUGCUUAUUUUCGAAUUACGAAAGAAAAUCGAGAAAAUCUUGAACAAGCAAUACCAAAUGAAUUCAUCAAUAUAUAUCAAGACAUAGUUGUGGAUGUGCUCCAUAUGAUGCUUCGAAUAUGCGAUAUUCUUCUCAAGUAUGCAAUCCGAGCAGCAAUCGAAGUAAAACCAAAAUCAAAAAAAGAUCCGCAAAUUACUGUUCAAGAAGCAGAAGAUCAACUAGAAAGCGCCUUGGUGCCUAUUCGUUUUUCACUUGAAAACAAGAAAAUUGUCGUGACAAGCACAGUUACCGGUCCAAUGCAUUUAAAAUUCACUUCCACUCUACCAUUGGAUAUAAUUAUACAAGACAAACACAAAGCACGGAAGAUCAUGUCAUUGAUUAAAAAUUUCUUUAAUUUAUUAAAACGAGCAAAGCUGGAUAUUAAAAAAAGCGACGAAACGGAAUUUAUCGAAAAACUUUCGAAGGAUGCCAGAAAAUGGGGCAUAAAAUAUGGUAUACUGUUCGGAAUCGACGAAGUUACUCCUUAUGUUCACGUACUAAGCGCGCAUAUUGGAGAGUUUUACAAAAUCUUCAAAAACUUGAACAAAUUUACGAUGCAAGGAGUGGAAAAACUAAACGAUGUGAUGACACAAGAUUAUUUUAGGGGAAGUAAUAAAAAAGGAGACUAUUUUACUCAAAUGUUAAGACAACGCAUAUGUGAAUUAUUAUUACCGUUAUCCGCUAGAACGUUAGAAGAAAUACGGUCGCAAUUAGACAAAACAUCACGAUUCAAUGCCGAUAGUGCAUCUUCAAACGAUGAUGCCGAAGAAGAUGAUAUAUCGCUAAACCUUCCGGCUGUUUUAGGGCUUAUAUAA
This is a messenger RNA of Didymodactylos carnosus, 2931 nucleotides long. The record is from the annotation of a GenBank genome assembly. Lineage: Eukaryota; Metazoa; Rotifera; Eurotatoria; Philodinida; Philodinidae.